This is a messenger RNA of Bufo gargarizans (Asiatic toad), 1799 nucleotides long. RefSeq names its product olfactomedin like 1 (gene OLFML1). NCBI's taxonomy places the organism in Eukaryota, Metazoa, Chordata, Amphibia, Anura, Bufonidae. Gene Ontology annotation, biological process: signal transduction. The transcript has 3 exons. The record is from RefSeq and is a predicted model, not a curated record. Bases 313 to 1509 code for a protein of 398 amino acids.
UUGGCCGAGUGCUCCUGUAAUAGAACCCCCUUUGUUUAGUUCUUUCUCCACCAACAACGAGACACAGAACAACUUUCUUCCAGGUUGCAGAUGUGAAGAAUUUGACUCACGUUGGAACAGAUGGAUCUAAUCACCACAUUUGGCCGCCCUUAGGAGAAAGAAUUCGUAUCAGACGUUGUUAGUGUUGGAGAAGAGGCCGCGAGAAGCUUUUGUGAAUCCUGACGCCCCUCUUAAAGAGUCCAUACAUGAGAGAGCGCACCUCCUUACUGCGCAUCAUAACUCAACUCCAUCAGAGUCUUAAAGGACCUCAAUAUGGAUUAUUAUUACGUGCAGAUCCUAUCUGUGCUCCUGCUCAUCGCUCACCCAGUCCCUCAAUGUGCCGCCCAACAUGAAACCGUGAUACGAUACAUUGAGAAACGUAUCUUAGGCCUUGAGGAUAGACUCUACAAAUGUGAACAAGAUAUUCAGCAAUACGUACAAGAAUUCAAAGAACUGGUACACAAGAUGGUGUCACGCCUGGAUAAUCUCAGCAAUCAUAAAGUUGAAGUGAGGAAUGAAAUGGAGAAUCUAUGGGCAAGAAUAGAAAGAGCCGAAUGGGACAUUGACUACCUUGAGAGUACGGUGUCCUCAAACACCCAUAUAGAGUUUGAUGAACAUCUAGUAGAGAAGCAGGUGGUGGAAAAAGCAAAGGAGAAGAAAAAAUUGCAGCUCAAAUCAAGUACGAGUUGCACAACAAUGCUGGCUCAAAUCAAAUCUCAGAAGACGAUGAAGAAGGCUGGUGGUACCAUUGGUGCUUGGAUGAAGAAUACUGGUGACAACGUGGACAAUAUCUAUUUCUUUACUGAUUCCAUUAACAACGUACUUCUAGAAUUUGCCAACACUGAAGAAUUCACAAGUCGGGACUACCUGCAAAAAGCUGUGACUGUAGUCUUACCUUUCUUCUGGCAGGGAACAGGUCUCCAGGUCUACAACGACCAUGUCUUUUUCCAUAGAAAUGGCACAGUCAAUGAAAUUAUAAAAUACAACAUUCAAACCAAUGUGACACAGUCCAUGAAUAUAGAAGGAGCUGGAGACAUUCCACCUUAUGAGCUUCUACCAUACACAAAAAUCGAUCUUGCCAUGGACGAACAAGGUCUUUGGGCCAUUCAUGGAAAUUCGACCAAUGGGGGGAACAUUGCACUUACCAAGAUAGACCACAACAAGAUGGUGGCUGAACAUAUGUGGAGCACCACCUGUAACAGCCAUAAUGCAGAAGCUGCGUUUGUUAUAUGUGGAACGCUGUAUGUCAUGUAUAAUAGUCCAAGUGGGGGAAGAUCCCACAUUGACUGUAUUUAUGACACCUCAGAUCUCAUCGAUAGUCAUGAAAUCCCUACACUGUACUUCCCAAAGAGAUACAGCAGCCAUUCUUCCGUACAUUACAACCCAAGAGACCAAAACAUCUAUGCCUGGGAUGAUGGAUACCAAAUUGUGUAUAAGUAUGAAUCUAGGAAAAAACUUGAACAUAUGUAAGGUACAUGGAAAAAUGAAAGAUUUAUGAAAAUAGCUUAGCCAAAAAUAAAUCAAAAAUUUGCUGCUUGGGCUGCAGUACAAUUUACGUCAGUUUUCAUGAAGAUCAUCAUCAAAUAGGAUUAGUUCACUUUACUGCACAGCCUAGUUUUAUCUAAAAAUUUGUAUUUUUUAAAUAUCCUAUUAGUGAAUUUUGAGUUAAUACAAGGUGGUCGCCAAUCAGGACCUUUACCUACUAGUCAGAGUCAUGUGCAGCUACAGAGGACCCAACAUGUACAUUAGACCAUUGAUUA